GUCGCUCGCUGGAUGCGACACGUUAUAUCUCUAAUGUAAACAAGAUGGCCGACCAAGAGCUCAGGCAGCGUCUUUUAACUCCAGAAUCCGAAGAAACAAAUGUGAAAUGGGACCCGGACAGCUUGCCACUGAAAAGCAGACUGAAACUGGCAAGAAAAGCUAAAGCCGAUCCAUGCUAUAUUUAUGUUUUAGAGGUUUUUAUGAUUGUACUCACCAUUGUUGGAGCUGUGUACUGCUGGUUCUAUUUUGACAAUGUCCACUUUCAUGUGUCUCAUACCUAUGCUCGGCUUGGCUAUGAUGUUGCUCAGCAUCAUGUUGGACAAAGAUAUUUGCAUGGGAAAGGAGUAGAUAAGCACCCAGAAAAAGCUAUGGAAUGGUUUAGGAAAGCGGCGGAUCAAGGUCACCCCCAUGCUGCUUAUAACCUGGCCAUUGGGCACCUCAAAGGCUACAAAACUGACCUGAAACCUGGUGAAUCUCAUCGUCUGAUCACACAUGCAGCUGCUAAUGGUGUGGAAGAAGCUCAUGCAGUUUUGAACUCAGUCUGCACCAAGGGGGGAUGCCACUAAACCUCUGUUUUUGAACCUGUGGAUCUCUUUUUUUUUCGUUACAUUUCAUUGUUUUUGUAAAAUGUAAAAACUUCAUCACAUACUUGUGGCAAAACGAUAGAACUAUAAAUCUUUUUUUUUUAAGUUUAUAAAAACAUAUUUGUUUUCAAUAAUCACCAGAAUAUAAGCAUAUAAAGCAGAAUUUGAUGUUGCAAUUCUGUUGGGUUUUUUCCCCCACAUUUUUUUGUAAUGGAAAUGUUUCACAUCACAUGUAUAUGUAAUUUGGCUAAUUUUCCACCUUUGAUAUAUUGAAAAUUUAUUUUUUUAAAUAUCAAUAUUUAAAUAUUUAGACUUGCAGUAUAUUUAAAUUGGUGCACUUCAUAAGUUCAGAUUUUUGCUUACAAAGUUUUUUUUAGGUGUGAAAAGGUAAAUAUCUUUAACUUUAAAAAACAGAAAAAAAAAAUUGGUGUAAACUGUAGGGGAAUGACUUCUGUGUAGUUACAAACUAUAUAAGUUGGCCAAACCACUUACACAAAUAUAGGCUUUAUUUAACUGACAAAAAUCAAAAGAGUUUUCACUAGUGCUUAGUAAUAAUCUUAUUAUUCUAUUAUUUCUAUACUUUUAACAAAAAUAAUAUUUGUCCAUAUGUUAGUAAAAAAAAAGAAUAUAUUUUUAUUAAUUCUAUAUGUUAAUAAUUUCUGUGCAGAGAAAUAAGACAUCAUUGUGCAUUUCUAAUGUUAUUUGAAAACAAACAGUUGGAGUGGAAAAAUGUGAUUAUUUUUUUUUAACAUCUUCUUAGAACAUACAAAUGAUUCUCCUUGGUAUUUAACUCUGAUUUUCUCAGAAUUUUAAAACUUCUGGCUAUAAAAUUCAAAAUGUUGAUAUUAGUUACAGUAUCAGUACUACUGGAGCUAGUUUUGUAUAUAACUUAAACGUUUUGCAAUAACUGUGAUUUAACUAGUCAUUUUGACAGAGGUGCAAUUUAACACCAAAAGUUGUUGAUUUCCGUCCAUUUUACACAUUUUUUUUUCCUUGAAUUUAAAAUUGUGGUGUGUGUUGGUAUUGUCACUUGAACAGGAUGCAACUUUUAUCAUUGUUUUUUCUAGUUCUACAGAUCUACAUAAAGCUUGGAAAAAAAAUAAUCUAGAAAUAUCUUAAAAACCAUGUUUAGUACAACCAAGAGAUUUUUAUAUACGUUCUUGUUUGAUGUCAUCCAGUGCAAUAGCUAAAAUAUGGCAAAAGAGCUGGUUAAUCUAGGUGGCAUUUUCUGUUUUAA
Physella acuta is the source of this 1821-nucleotide messenger RNA. Its product is annotated as DAP3-binding cell death enhancer 1-like. The record is from RefSeq and is a predicted model, not a curated record. NCBI's taxonomy places the organism in Eukaryota, Metazoa, Mollusca, Gastropoda, Physidae. Gene Ontology annotation, molecular function: protein binding.